AUGAUAUCUACAAGGGUGAUGGACAUUAAGCUUCGAGAGGCUGCAGAAGGCAUUGGGGAGGACAACACAGGAAAGAAGAAAUCCAAAUUCAAAACUUUUAAGAAGUUCUUUGGGAAGAAGAAGAGGAAGGAAUCACCCUCAUCCGCAAGCAGUAGCACUUGGAAACAAAAUCAAGCGAAGAGUGAGGUCAUUGCCCUUGAGUCAGGGCCAGUGGGCUACGACUCUGAGGAUGAGCUUGAGGAGUCCAGGGGUGGACUGGGCAACCGAGCCCUCUCACACGACAGUAUUUUCAUCCCUGAGUCAGGCCCCGAUCCUGGUCGGCCCGUACGAGUGUUUUCCCAAGAAAAUGUGUGUGAUCGGAUCAAAGCUCUGCAGUUAAAAAUACAGUGUAAUGUGAAACUGGGGCCACCACCUCCUCCUGGAGGACUUCCUGUCAAGCGUGGGGAUGAUGCUGGCAUGAGCUCUGAAGAUGAUGGUCUUCCUAGCAGCCCCCCGGAGAUGUCUCUGCUGCAUGACGUCGCUCCCAGCACAACCAUAAAGGUCUCCUUAGUUUCUUUAUCCCGGCCAUCAUCUCCAGACCAUGCAAGUGACACCGCUGUAUCCCUCCGGACUUCAGACAGCAGCAUUGCACCAGUGGCUGAUUUCAGUUACCCCCCAGAAUCCUCCUCAUGCCUGGACAACUCUGCAGCCAAGCACAAACUCCUGGUUAAGCCACGGAACCAGCGGUCGAGUAAGAUGAGGCGACUGUCUUCGCGAGCACAGUCUGAGUCCCUGGGCGAUCUGACAUGUACCCUAGAGGAGGAAGAAUAUGAUGAGAAACCAUUGCUCAAAGUCAGCACAGAAGAGAGCUCCAGUGCUGGGCAGCAGGAUUUGGGGCUGGACAGGGGCUCUGAACUGAGAGAUUCAGUCAUCAUGCUGCAACCCAGGGGACCCCGUACAAGACGAGCACGUCUUCAGCACUCUCCUGCACUCAGUGCCAGCACAGAAGAGUCAGGCUUACCUGGGGAGGACCCUUCAGGUCACUUGGCUGCCCCAGAGGUCACUGAGCCUGAGGCAGGCCCAACUCUAUGCUUGGAAUUCCUGUCUCCACCAGAAGAGUCUCCUCAGCCUGCUCCAGACAGUGCAAACCAGAGGGAGGAACUGUCUGUCUCAGAUGUGUGCUCCCUGGCUGUAGACAGCAGUGAUAAGGUGGUUUGUGCUUCUGGUGACAGUGAUAGUGAGUUAUUUGUCUCCAUCCCGGAGGAAGACACCAUACCUCCUGAAAAUAUCAUCACCACUCCUGUGAAGAUGUCCUCUAGUCCAAGUGGACCAGAGAACAGUGUCUGGAAGGAAGUGGAACUGGCCUUGGACACUCUCAGUCCUGAGAGAGCAGGAAAAGACUCUGCCAUGGCCCCUACCCCAAGUCCACAGACCCGCAAGAGUUGCUUGAAACACAAGGCCCUGUCAUUGAACGUGAGCCUGAGCAUGUCCCCCAUACUUCCGACCUCUGAGUCACUUCCAAGCCAGUCCACUCCUUGUUGCCUAGACAAAGAGGCCAUUCCCCCUGAGCUCCCUAAGGCUGACUAUUCAGAGUCACUCCCGGAAGCUCAGGUGAGGACAACUCCAGAAUGGAAAACAGAGAGAGGAGGCGGUGAGCUGGCAAGUGUGAAGAAGUUCUCUGUGUCCUCAUGCAGGGUGAAACCACCCGUAGGCGGCAUCCGUUUGCUAGAACAACCCAGUCCCAGGGCCCCCUCAAGUGUCCGGCUACCCCUUCUGAAGAGCAACCUGGUCUGGAGGAGUGAGGCAGCACUAGAUGACCUCCAGGUGCUUCCUGAACCACAGACUGUGCAACUAGACGCUCCAAGGCCACCCUCCCUGGUGGAAUGUGAAUCUCAGGACUCCGGAGACCAAGUGGCCAACCAGGUCUUGCUAGACAGUUGUCCACAGGAUGUGGAAGUCACACCAUCCCCAAAAGACCCCUGCCCAGACUCUCAGGAGGUAGCUACUUGUGAGGACCGAAACGCCUUUCCAAUCAAGCUCCGCUCCACCUCUCUCUCCUUCAAAUACAGAGAUAGUUCUUCUUCAGAGCUGAAAGGAAUCAAAAGAUACAGUGCUGAAAUCCAGUUAGAAAAAGGAGGACUGACUUUGCUCUCCAAAGAUGAAAAAUGUCAAACUGGGAUGGCUCCUAGUCCUCGAGGAGCCCGGCCACUGCAUGACCAAGGGAAAGUAAAGGCUCAGUCAUCAGAGCAGCUUAGCUCCAAGCCCCCACUGCCCAGGAAGCCUCUUCUGCAUACACUCACCCUCCCACACCCACCCACACUCUCACCUGGAAGUUCAGGAGAACUGGAGAAAAUCCUCACGCUGCAGAAUUCCAAGAAGGACAGUAGGACUGUGGAGAAAAAGUCACCACACAGAACAGCCGAAAAGGGUCAGACUUCGGCAGCAGCGGGGUCAGGAACUGACGGCCAACCUAUGCCACCCUGGAUCACCAUAGCUCGGCCGAAGCACCGAGGACCCGCGGACCUGCCUCCCAACCAGGAAGACAGGCCUGGGGUGCAGAAUGUGAUGUCUGAAGUGGGAAAGCAGCCCAAGCCCCCGGAGAGGGCCCAGGAGUCCAUGAAGCAAGCUGACUUUGUCCGAAGUAAGUCUUUCCUGAUAGCACCUGCUAAGCCUUCUGUGGAGUGGAAGCAUGGGGCCAAAGUCAGUCUCAAAGAGGGACUGCAAAGAGGAAUCUCAUUGUCCCAUCAGAACUUGGCGGCUCAGUCAGCAAUGAUGACAGAGAAAGAAUUGAAUCAGCUAAAGAGAGCCAGUUAUGCCAGUUCAGAUCAACCAUCCUGGAUGGAACUUGCCAGAAAGAAAUCGCAAGCGUGGAGCGACAUGCCUCAGAUCAUAAAAUAG
This is a messenger RNA of Elephantulus edwardii (Cape elephant shrew), 2877 nucleotides long. RefSeq names its product KIAA1211-like ortholog. The record is from RefSeq and is a predicted model, not a curated record. The transcript is spliced from 9 exons. Bases 1 to 2877 code for a protein of 958 amino acids. Lineage: Eukaryota; Metazoa; Chordata; Mammalia; Macroscelidea; Macroscelididae.